Molecule: messenger RNA, 2444 nt
Organism: Setaria italica (foxtail millet)
Lineage: Eukaryota; Viridiplantae; Streptophyta; Magnoliopsida; Poales; Poaceae
Product: transmembrane 9 superfamily member 9
Exons: 7
Coding region: 142-2061 (639 amino acids)
Biological process (GO): protein localization to membrane
Cellular component (GO): membrane
Source: RefSeq, a predicted model, not a curated record
ACCACCUCGUCGCGCAACGCAGCGGAAAAGCGCCAUCUCGUCCCUCCGUCGUCGUCCCCGUCCCCGCCUGUCUGUUGCUCCUUCUCUCUCCCCGCGCCCCGGGGGAAGCCGCGACCGCCGCGCCGAUCCACUCCGGCCGCCAUGGCGAUGCCGGCGUGGGCCGUCGCCCUCGCCGCGCUCUGCCUCGUCGCGCUCGCGCCGCCCGCCGCGGGGUUCUACCUCCCCGGCGUCGCGCCCAACGACUUCGAGAAGAAAGAUCCGCUUCCUGUGAAAGUCAACAAGCUGACUUCAAUCAAGACACAACUGCCCUACUCCUACUAUUCUCUCCCAUUCUGCAAGCCUGACACAAUUGUUGACAGUGCUGAAAACCUUGGUGAAGUUCUUCGCGGUGACCGCAUUGAGAACUCUCCAUAUACGUUUGAGAUGAGGGAGCCUCAGAUGUGCCAAAUAGUCUGCAAGAUUUCUGUUGGAGAGAAAGAAGCAAAGCUUCUCAAGGAAAAGAUUGAAGACGAGUACCGCGUCAAUAUGAUUCUUGACAACCUACCCCUAGUUGUUCCUAUUCAAAGAGUGGAUCAAGAAGGUGCUUAUUUCUAUCAACAUGGAUUCCAUGUUGGAGCCAAGGGAAAAUACUCAGGGAGCAAGGAUGAAAAGUACUUCAUCCACAACCAUUUGUCCUUUACGGUGAAAUAUCACAGGGACGAACAAAGGGAUGUUUCUAGGAUUGUGGCCUUUGAAGUGAAACCGUACAGUGUUAAGCAUGAAUAUGAAGGGCAGUGGAAUGAUAAGAAGACCCGCCUGACAACAUGUGAUCCUCAUGCUCAACGUGUAAUUACAUCAUCCGAUUCUCCUCAGGAGGUUGAAGUUGGCAAGGAAAUCAUAUUUACUUACGAUGUGGAUUUCAAGGAGAGUGAUAUCAAGUGGGCAUCUCGGUGGGACAGCUAUCUGCUGAUGACAGAUGAUCAGAUCCACUGGUUCUCCAUUGUGAAUUCUCUCAUGAUCGUUCUCUUCCUUUCGGGAAUGGUUGCAAUGAUCAUGCUCCGUACUCUUUAUCGGGAUAUCUCCAAGUAUAACCAGCUUGAGACUCAGGAAGAGGCCCAAGAAGAGACUGGAUGGAAGCUUGUCCAUGGUGAUGUUUUCAGGCCUCCAUCGAACUCCGACUGGCUCUGUGUCUAUGUUGGCACUGGUGUCCAGUUCUUUGGCAUGCUGCUUGUCACCAUGGUAUUUGCGGUUCUUGGCUUCCUUUCCCCAUCAAACAGGGGUGGAUUGAUGACAGCUAUGCUCCUGCUCUGGGUAUUCAUGGGGCUGCUUGCUGGCUACUCUUCCUCACGCCUCUACAAGUUGUUCAAGGGCUCAGAAUGGAAGAACAUUGCCUUGAGGACAGCAUUCACUUUCCCUGGCAGUGUGUUUGCUAUUUUCUUCUUCUUGAAUGCUCUUAUCUGGGGGCAGAAGUCCUCAGGUGCUGUUCCAUUCACCACCAUGUUUGCCCUUGUCCUCCUUUGGUUCGGUAUCUCUGUGCCUUUGGUUUUUGUUGGAAGCUUCCUUGGCUUCAAGAAACCUACCAUUGAAGAUCCUGUAAAGACAAAUAAGAUACCAAGGCAGAUCCCUGAGCAGGCCUGGUACAUGAACCCAAUCUUUUCUAUUCUGAUCGGAGGGAUACUUCCAUUUGGAGCUGUGUUCAUUGAGCUCUUCUUCAUCCUUACUUCCAUCUGGCUGCACCAGUUCUACUACAUCUUUGGGUUCCUCUUCCUUGUCUUCCUGAUCCUUAUCGUCACAUGUGCUGAGAUCUCGAUUGUGCUCUGCUACUUCCAGCUCUGCAGUGAGGAUUACUUGUGGUGGUGGAGGUCAUACUUGACAUCUGGUUCCUCUGCUCUCUACCUCUUCUUGUAUGCGACCUUCUACUUCUUCACAAAGCUAGAGAUCACCAAGUUCGUCUCUGCCGUUCUUUACUUUGGCUACAUGCUCAUUGCUUCAUAUGCCUUCUUUGCCUUGACUGGCACAAUCGGAUUCUAUGCUUGCUUCCUGUUCACAAGGUUGAUCUACUCUUCCGUCAAGAUUGAGUAAGGUGAAGUGCUUUCUUGCCUAAUUCUUUGUUGCCACGAAGGAAGAUGGAUUCUGCAGAUAAUGAAAUCUACAGAACCCCAGAAAUUAGCUGAGUGGCCCUCGGUUUUGAGUUCUCAAAGCUGGUAGUUAUGAUGAAGUGGCAAUUUGUUAUCAUAUAAUUCAGGUAUUAUAGUUAGCCCAGUGAUUUUUCUGUUUUCUCUUUGUUUUAUAUUUUUGGGCUGUGCCUUUGGACCACGAGGAUAUGCUUAUCAAGCGCUCCUUGCAGAGCGAAGUGUAUACGGAUGCUGAGUAAUCUAUUUCUUGUUCAUGUCAGAAUUUAUGUACUUGUUGACUUCCCGAAGAUAUAUUACAGUUAAAAUGUUGGAAUAGCUAUUUUUUCCGUA